AGCCAGUUAUUUGCUUGCGUACUGAUUCGUUAGUUAGCUGACUUGAUUGAGGCGUUGCGCGUCCCCACCAUGUACACCCACGGUUCGCGCACCAUCACCUGUUCCAAAGUCAUGCUGUCACCCGUCGCCGACACUUUUAUCAUCGUAAUCAGCACGUAGUGAUGUUGUAGCAAGGGCUACUACUUUUUGCCAGUAGCUCGUGGUACUGACGGGUCCUUUUGCUUUUGUGUGCUGCGCGCGUGUGUUUUAUUGAUUUUAUAUUUCAUGCGACGCCUGCAUAACCGCCACCAACGCGUGCACGCGCAACGGCCACCUCCCUGUCUGCUUGGUAGCCCGACUUCCUUUCACCAUAUAUCAUACCACGGCAGUAUAUACAUAUGUAUAAACUAUAUGCUGGAACCGCAUGUAUACAUUUAUACAUAUAUAUUUAAAUAUAUGCAUGUAUCUUUCCUGCCUAUUGUAUUGUUACAUGGCGGUGCCGUUGAUUACUACGUUUGUUUAACUGCACCUCCCCCUGGGCUCUUCAGUUGGCAUGCACUUGCCACAAUAUUGUUUCUAUGAUUACUUUACAGCAAUUUUCGCUCUUAUUAUUCAUACGCACAUACAUACUUACAUAUGGAUUUGUGUUGGUUCGGUUGAUUUCAUAUUUCAAAAUUUUAAGGAUAACAAAGCCUCCUGUUGCCAAGAAAUAACUUAGAUCAAAAGAAAUCUAUUACGAUCCAACAUAAUCAGAUGGACCUUUAACAGCCCAGUAGAGGCCUAGUGGUUGUGAAAAAAGAAGAAAUAAAAACAUUUCACAAAUAUUUUAUAGGAAGCUACCGAACGACAAGCUGGGUCCGUUCUAAUUAAUAGAACCUACAAUUGUCGGAACACAAACAAUUCUCUAAAAUAAGUUUACUGACCUCAUAAUUUCGAUUUAAUGGAGAUAGUUAAUAUUCACAGUAAGUGCUACAAGAGGCUUUGAGAAAGCAGUAGAAUCUAAUACAUAUACAUAUAUUCAUAUGUAUGCAUGUGUAAAUAAAACUUAUGAGGUCGGUAACAUUGUUCAGCACUUGUAAUCUAAUUAUCCGUCGUUAAGUCGUCUUAUUACGAGUAGAUCCCAUCAAAAACAAAUCUCAAUUUCUCCUAUUUUUUAUUGGUGGAUUACUUUUUCUUAAGUACUAAGAACGUUUAUAAAAGUGAAUAGUUGAGUGAUUCCGGUCGUUCAAAAUCUCCAACCAGUAGCUGAACCCUCGCGUAAUAAAGUUCUCAAAAUAGGGAUUUUCUCCUAACAAAUUUUAUUCAACUGGAAUAAAGAGUGAGGUUGAAUAUCAAAUUUAAAUCCUUAAAUUUUUGAAAGAGUUAUACAAACUAAGUAUCUUACAAAAAGAAUUCGAAUGCCAAAAUUUAAUUUCUAUUAAGUCCACGAUAAAAUACGUUAUAUUUUAUUGCGGGUUGAGCAAAUUUUGAAUGACCCUCACUCACGGUACUGUGGAGUGAUGAUUAAUAAAUAAUAAUAUAUAUAUAUACAUAUGUACAUAACUAUAUACAAUAGUUUUGGAGCGAAUGUUUAUAAGUGCAACAUCUUUUAAUAUCCGUUCAAUCGUCUUUCUAGAUAUUUUUUCGAACAUGUUUAUUCUUUUAUUUUUACUUAAGAUGGCACAGAUCUCUAAUUUGCAACUGUUGCAAGUUUGUAAAAUUUUAUAGCGCUUCCUUUGACGUUGUUGUGUGCGUCGAUAUGCGCUGCGGUGUUAGUGUGGUUUUUUCUUUUAUUUUAAUUUGUUUAUGCUCUUUAGUUGAUGAAAUGUUGGGUAGAAAGAACCUGCUUAGCUUUUUGUCGGCAUUGCGACGCAAUACCUAUUACUUGCUGGGCAUUUGGUCACAGCCGAUGACGACGCCAUUCUGGUUGUUUUUGUUAGUACAUUCCGCUGUGAAUGCCCAAAUGAACGCUUGCCAACGUGUACUUGCUUGGCCGCGAAUUACCUGUGCGUCGCAACCUUCUGGUUUCCUUUCAGUUUGCUCAGUCUUAUCGCAAGCUCCCACACUUUUCUACACAACUUCACAGCUAUACAUACGGUACACAGCAAGCCUUCGAGAAAUGCGUGUGUUGUGUAUGCAUGUACCUUUGAUACUUCACUGUGUGGCUGCGUCAUGCCGGGAGUAAUUUACUUUGGUUUGAUUUCAGUAUGCGCCUCCGGUGCCAGACUGCGGCAUUUCUGCUUUAAUUUUUUUUUUCAACUUUUUCUAUGCUCUGCGUUUUCAGCUUAUUUUCGCUUUUGAGUUUUGCGCGCUAGUGCUUUUGCACAUAUCCAUUUGCUUGUUGAGCCGCCAUAAAGGCGAAGCGACAGCGUGUGCGCCGUUGUUGCUGUUGUUAUGUGUUUGGAUGCGAACGAGUGUGAAAGCGGCGAGGUAUUUCCUGCUGUCGCUAUAGCGCGAGAAAUAAAAGUCACAAAAAAUAAACAAUAACAAUAAAAACGACAUCGGCAGCGACGAAGACGAAGGUGAUGGCGACGACGAGAACAACAACGACAACAACAAUAAUAACAUAAUAUUAACGACAACGGCAAUCUGGCAGUCGAAGUGAACUUUUGUUCACGGCACGUACAGCCGCCAGCGCCAGCGACAACACACGCGAUCAACGCCGCCUUCAUCAUUCGCAAAGCUACCAAACAAAGUGCCAAACUGACGCCGCGACUUUGCGUGGACAGACCGAAAAAGCAAAGGAAAUUGAAGGAAAGCAAAGUGUAGCGCGGUAGACGGAAGUGUGUUGAUGGUGGUGUCGGCGGUUGUGGUGUCGGCCGUUUUCAGGGUCGCGACGUGAGGUGGGGUAGAAAAUAUUGCAAAAGGGCAUGGAAAAUUUGCGAAUCGCUUAUGGAGUGUGGAAUACGACAAAGAUACUUCACCACCACGGCGAAGACCAACAACAACAGCUAUGUUACGUACAACAUCAUGUAAGCAACAAAAGUGACAGUAGGAAAGGAGCGCGAAAUAGUGGUAACUGAGUCAGCAGCAAACAGUCAGAAACGGCACAUAAACUCAGCAACGACUAACGACAGCAAAACCCAUCAACGGUAUACACGGAUCCCAACAAAAGCAAUAACGACAGCAUAACAAAAGCAACAACGGUCAAAAAGCGCGUGCAACGCAUAACGCUAACUUCGGAUAGGACUGUGUAUAUUCAUACACACAUACUUGCAUCUGUAGAUGGAUGAAGCAAUGGAUGGAGGCCUGAGCGCAGACACAUGCGGCGCUUCGAUCGACUAGCUAACUUGAAUAUAUCUGUGUUGUUGGGGCGCAGGAACGCGACAGCUGCAAUUACUGCUGUUUGAAGCCUUCGUCGCCAAUAACGGGAGACCAUUCACCUUCACUAUGCUGCAUUGGCUUUGACGCUUCGCUAGCCUUGGUGUUGUUUUCUGUGUUUUCGAGGGGCAGUGAAGGCUGGUGCGUUUGUGGUAGUUACGGUACUAAUAUUGCUUUUAGUAUCACCAGUAUGUAUGGCAACGAUGAUGUGUUCGUUGUUGGCGGCAUUGCUUGUCUCCAGCAAGCGAGUAAAUUGUACAGCUGCGGGUGUCGGCAUAUCCAGUCUUAUAUACAUACAUACAUACAUUUGAUGCUUGUGGACAUACAUAUGUAUGUACAUUCAUAUAUGUACUGUAUGUAUAAUAUUUUUGAAGAAUGGGGAUUGGUAUUGCUUUUUUUAUUCGGCACCCUCCUGACUUCUCCAGUCCCAUUGGAUAUGGUCUUCUAACGGCAUAUGCACAUAUAUAUGUAUAUGCGCACUUGCAUGUUAAGGUAAUGGAAGGUGAUAUGGCCUUUCCUACACAUCUUAAGUGCUUUCAUCUGCACACUAUAGAAACUUACAUAUUUACCUAGAACAGUUCUACGCUCAGAAAUGCGUAAUAUUCGCUAAGGUUGACUACUGCGUUCGUCCAGACGCUAUUCUUGGCGUCCGCUGGCACAUUGUCUAGAAAUCGAAAGUAAAAAUAAUACUACUGAUUUAGAUACUACCAAGCAGGGUAUCUAUGCAAUAUGACUACAGUAUUUACAUAUAUAAAGCUGGUAUGCAACUCCAAACAACAAUUCAAAAUUAUGCCUUUUAUAUAAUAUUAUAAUUUGACCGCGCAGAACACUUUUACGUAAAGUUUACUUUCACAGUAUGAUGUUUUGUUUUUGUGAACAUAUGUAUGUAUAAAGACAAAAAUUUAUAAUUAUAACCGAAAAGUUUAAUUAUAAAUAAUUUCUUCCCUUUCAUCGAAAAUACAAGCGCAUCAUCUUUAAACAUGUAGGAAAAUAUACAUACAUAUGUAUUAUAUUUUUGGUAUAAUAGCUAUCUUAUUUGUAAUAAUAUCUGAAUUUAAUGCAAACUUGGUAUAAAUUAAUAAAACAACUAAUAACAAGUUCUGAGUUCAAUCUGACUCCCGCCAUCGCUCCAUAUCCUUGGCAAAAAGCAUGAACUUCAUUUGUGAUGCGCGAUUUUCUUAGCAACUGCGUGGCGAUUACUGGACAUGAUGCAAUAUAACAAAUAUUUUGGGUGUAUUGAAAAAAAAAUCAGUGUUUAUACCUUCUUUUUCCAUCCCCCGUAUAUCAAAUAUCAAUGAUUUACAACGCACCUCUUAUUUAGUAAUAGUAUAUCUCAUGUAAAUUGUAAACUCUGACGGUUUGUUGAGCCAAAUUUUGUGCCAAAAAUGCUUCCAAUUGGUCCACUUUGCCUUGCCAUCUGCAUUCGCUGAUAUGCAAGCGACAUAUUCAAGGAGUUGUUGUUUUUUUUUUAAUAAAUUUGUGUUUAAUUUGGCGAGUAUCUUGUGCCAAUUUACCUAAGCGUUUUAAGUUAUUUGGCGCUUUUCAGAUGGUUUAUGUUAGUAUGAAUAACAGCAUAUAGUAAGUAUAUACUUAUGCAUGUAUGUAUAGUACAUACAUAUGCAUACAUAAAUCUUUGCAGAAUUUUGUGUGCCGUGUUGUAGUAUGAAAUUACUUUUGCAAAAGUGGUCCACCCAACAGUCAAUCGUUGUCCUGUUCAAAUUCCCCUUACUACCCCCCGUUAAGCCAUUCACAUGUUCGUUUUAGGCCUUGUCGAUUCUCUGCAUUGAAGCGUGUCGUGCGCUUUUGUUGUGGCUUCUUUCAUCUCGCCUUCGCCUCCUUAUUCAACACAUUCACUGUCGUCGCCUACAUCGCGAUGAACGUGUCAAAUUAUUCGCCAGCUGCAUCUGUUCUUUGGCGCGCAACUAGGCGUCGUUAUCGUCGUCGCAGUCACUUUGCUUACUUAGCGCUCUGCGCGCAGCAAACGCCAUCAUCAUUAUCGCCGUCCUCAGUUCCGACGUCCGAUUCACCGUUUCUUUUUUGCUCUUCGCGACCCGGCGGCUGGUACUCCAAUUUUUCGUUGUGUGUCAACAUGCACACAUAUAGCGCUUACGUAUGUACAUACGUAUUUAUGUAGGGAAACGUACAAGAAGGGUGUCAUUAUGUGUGUACGCUUGUCGUUCGCACUAUCGUGCUAUUUGCCAUACACCAAUCUACAGCUAAGUGUUGCCUUCGCUCGCUAACCGUCUGACUGUAGGACUGUGUGGCCAGCCGAUAUAAUUCGCUUUGCUUGGCAAAACCUCCGUUUGGCGGUGCACGUCUGUCCAACCGGCAGACAGUUAGCGAUUCAGCGACCUAAGCGGCUUUGGCUCCCCUGCCGCUUUCAUCAGCAUUUCGCCUUUUUAUUGUCGGCUUGUGUGUGCCUGUCUGGUCGUCGGCAGCGUUUACUGCUACUUUGUCUUGCUUGUAUACGGUCCUUCUUUCAUGCGUUGCGCUAUUCGCAGUGCUUGCGGCCGGGAUGUAGUUAGCAGGCAGCAGUCAUAUUCUUCGUGGUUGUUGUUCAUCAUUGACGUCGCUGCGCUCACACGCUCACUGUUCACUGUUCACUUAUGCAUAUUGUUCUACCCCACUCCAUCGAUCCUAUAUGCCGUUGUACCAUCCAGCCUUCUAGCUAACUGGCCGUUCAGAGAGGCAGUUAGGCAGCUCAGCAAUCAGUCGGAAAUGAACGUUUCAAUCAGUCAGCAGGUAACGAAGUGCAAAACGAAUCAACGUUUAAAACUGGCGUCACAAAACGGCCCUUUACUCAUGGCACCAAAGAAGUCUACAAUCGUCCUGAACGUUGAACAAUUUAUACGCGACGUUCAAGAACGGCCUGCCAUUUGGAAUCGUAAUUUUCAUUGCAACAAAGCAUUUCUAGAACAAAUGUGGGAUGAGUUGUCUAGCGCACAUAAAUUGCCCAAAGUGGUGCUCAAGGCUAAAUGGAAGGGUUUGCGUGAUAAUUUUCGUGUAGAAUAUAAACGCAUUCCACGCUCGGAACAAGGUGAUUUCCUAGUGGAACCCGCCACAUUUGAAUCGAAAUGGCUACACUAUUAUGCUUUGCUGUUUUUGACUGAUCAUAUGCGUCAUCGCAUGCCCAAAAGUGAGCCGGAUCAGUCUUACUACUUUACGCAACAAAGUCAAGAUUGUGAGAAGACUGUGGUUGAACCUGACCUCACCAAUGGGCUCAUACGUCGCAUGCAGGACAGUGAUGAAGAGUUCGAUGAGGACGAUGCUGAUGAGGAUGAUGAUGACGUGGCAAUACCAACGCCACCAGCUGCUCAUACACAAACUGUGACUUCCAUAAAAACCGAGGAUGCCCGCUCAAUUCUAAAAAACGCUGGCGUACUACUACGAGCUGCACACCUUUUAGAUGAUGACGACGAGAAGGAGGCACAAGAUUUGUCCAAGAAAUCCAUGGAAGCUAACAAUAAUAAUAAUAGCGUGAAUAAAAAUUGCAACAACACCUUGUUGACUAGCAACGGCAGCUCGCCCUCUUUGCUGAGCGCUUGCAUGGGCAACAUAAUUACCACCAUUGCACAAACAACCACCUCCAUUACACCACCCUCAACACCCAACUCCAGUAUAGUCAGCGCAGCAAGUGUGACGACCAAUUCGAUGGCAGCCGCGACACAACAACACAAAAAACGCUCUGUUUCACCGCCCCCACUGUACAAUAAAGCACACCAUCCACCCCCUACAACAACAGCCGCCGCAUCCGCACUUACCACAGCUGUGGCCGCAGCACUAAAUAAUGAGCGCGAUGAGUUCUCUUUAAAUGGCAGCAGCAGUUGUUUACACGGCAGCCACGAACACUUGAAUUUCACCAAGCACUCAUAUGCGAAUGGUUUAAUACCGGCUCUAAAGUUGAAACGUCCGCGUUUGUCGGAGGAUAGCAAUUUUAAUGGUUCAUCAACGAUGGACAAUACUGCGCCGAUUGUGCCAGAGGAUGACGAUUAUCAUUACCUGCUGAGUUUGCAUCCAUAUAUGAAGCAGCUGACAGCGGCACAGAAGCUGCGCAUUCGCACCAAAAUUCAAAAGUUAAUAUUCAAGGAACUCUACAAAGAGGAUUUGGAAGAAACCAAAUAAACCGUAGCGUUGUUGUUUAUAGUCAUAACAGAAUUAGUUGCUCAUUUAAUUGAAAAUUGUGAAGACGACUUCUUUCUUUUUAGUUUUGUAACUUUAAAGCUCACUAUAUAAGACUGUAUAUAUACAUAUAUGAAUACUUGGAUGUAUUACUUAGUUGUAAGUGUACCUACAUACAUACAAAAACAGAUAAUUCUACAAUGUGUGGCAUCCCCACCAUGGGGAGCUCAAUCUAAAAAUCUAGUAUUAACGUUUUCGAACGUUAUUUGCUUAAGCCAGAAAUAAAACAUGAAUUUGUGCAAAGAAA
Molecule: messenger RNA, 7705 nt
Organism: Bactrocera latifrons
Lineage: Eukaryota; Metazoa; Arthropoda; Insecta; Diptera; Tephritidae
Gene: Ctps
Product: CTP synthase
Exons: 5
Coding region: 5761-7401 (546 amino acids)
Biological process (GO): CTP biosynthetic process; regulation of transcription by RNA polymerase II; pyrimidine nucleobase biosynthetic process
Cellular component (GO): nucleus; cytoplasm; cytoophidium
Molecular function (GO): identical protein binding; CTP synthase activity; DNA binding
Source: RefSeq, a predicted model, not a curated record